Molecule: messenger RNA, 1014 nt
Organism: Cadophora gregata
Lineage: Eukaryota; Fungi; Ascomycota; Leotiomycetes; Helotiales; Ploettnerulaceae
Exons: 1
Coding region: 1-1014 (337 amino acids)
Molecular function (GO): heme binding
Source: RefSeq, a predicted model, not a curated record
AUGGUCCUACUAGGACUCUCCAUCCUCAUCGCUUCAGUCUCAUUCCUCUGUUACCGCCAUCCGCCGACAUCAUGGGCCUGUUUCCAGUGGCUUCGCCCCUCCAUCGAGUCUGGCGCGAAGAAGCAAAAUGGCGCUUCACUUCCACCUCCAAUACACCCCGAGAAGAUUUCGAUAGAUAGUAUAGACCCAGUGGCUAAAUCCUCAAUACCAGAGACGGCACUUAAACUCCCUAUAAUCACCAAAGCGGAUCCCCCAACAAAUACGGACAAUGCCAAAGCAGACUCCGACCGCAAAGCCAUGCCGCCCCCACCACCCCCCUUCAAGAAACAACUUCCACUGCGCAACCCUCAAGCACCAGUACCGACCUUCACAGUAGGCAAUGAUAGCAUCAAUAGCGACGGUCAAGAAGAGGACGAAGAGCCAUCUGCGCCAUCUUUCCCCGCCAUGAACUCCGCGCAAAGAGCCUCAGGAGGCGUCGCGGGUCCUCCAAGACUAAACGUCUACCCACAAUCCUCCCCAGGCCUCAUAGCACCACCAUCACGGUCUCCCCUUCCCAAUCGAGGACCGCCAGGCGGUUCCUCCUCUCUCGCUCCUCCGCCAACACAUACAUCUAUCCCCGCCAAACCACGCCGAAAGGUCCUCUUGACACCAGGUCACUCGCCGUUAGACUGGGCGCGACUAUCAUCGUCUCCUACAGCGAAUUUGAGAGGCUUGCCGGCUGAUACGCCAUAUAUUCGCGUACCGCCUAGCUUGCUGAAGCAGUAUACAGGGCGGAAGGGCAAGGAUGCGUGGACGGUACUGGGCGGGAAGGUGUAUAAUAUUACGCCGUAUGUCCCAUAUCAUCCUGGUGGCGGGCCGGAACUGCUGAAGGCUGCGGGGAGGGAUGGGACGAAGUUGUUUGGUGAGGUGCAUCCAUGGGUCAACUGGGAGGGCAUGUUGGAGCCUUGUUUGGUGGGUAUUGCGGUUGAAGACGGUGAUAGAAGAGCUGAAAGCACAUUGGACGAGAUGGAUUAG